Molecule: messenger RNA, 933 nt
Organism: Chaetomium globosum CBS 148.51
Lineage: Eukaryota; Fungi; Ascomycota; Sordariomycetes; Sordariales; Chaetomiaceae
Exons: 1
Coding region: 1-933 (310 amino acids)
Source: RefSeq, a predicted model, not a curated record
AUGCCGUCGUUUGACCGUGUCUACGCCUCGUCGCCGGUUCUCGCCAUGCCGCCACAGGCCGCUCAUCAGGUCUCGCUCGGCAAGCCCUUCCCGCAACACCAAAGCCUCCCUUUCAGCCCUCCAGCCUCAUGGCGAUCCCAGUUGGCCCGUACCUGUACGGCCGCCGGCCGCAAACGGUCUAGAGAUGAAGCCGCAGUCAAUCUUGACGCCCCGGAAAAGCUGGUCGAGGCUCCUGUCAACAAGGAACCAGAAGAUGAAUGGAUCUAUGGCCCCGGUAUGACGCUCAUCAAGAAGUCUACUGGCUAUAUCACCGACGCCGGCAACCAGUCCGGGACGUGGGUUGAAGAACGCGCCGCUGUGGAGGACGCGCGCAAGCUGGAGGAGGCUCUUCGUGCGCGCGACCAAUUGGCGCAGUCGCGGCCUUCUCUCAGGAGCCAUAAAUCACAACGGCUCGACAUGACGCCGCCUACCCAUUCAGAGGAGAGGUUCCCAAGCCGCCGUUCCAGCCCCACCCGCGAGGCAACCAACCCAAUGACAUCGUCUUCGGAUUCACUUGCGCAGCCAAUCGUGGAUGACUUCACGCUUCAUCUCGGCAUCGGCUGGAGCCGAAUCAGCGACGACGGCCACAUCCAAGCCGCCGCGCGUGGUUGGGCCAGGUACAUCGAGAACCACUACCCAGUCAGCAACGUCAAAAUUCUCUUGGAGAGCCGCGGCCUCCAGUCGUACUUGGUUGAAGCAACCGAAGGGUUUUUCCUCUUCGCCGAAAAUCUCCGUCAAGGCCGGCUCGUUAGCGUAACUCCGGAAGGCACCCUCAACAACCUCAAAAUUUCGCCGCCUGUUUUUGAUGGACUCAACACCAUGGAUGCGUCAGAGUCGGCUAAGCCCCUUGACUCGACCGUGCCUAUCACCUCGGCUGAUAUGGACAUGAGCUGA